GCAAGAGCGCCGACGGAGCCAUGAGAGAGUACAAAGUGGUGGUGCUGGGCUCGGGCGGCGUGGGCAAGUCCGCGCUCACCGUGCAGUUCGUGACCGGCUCCUUCAUCGAGAAGUACGACCCCACCAUCGAGGACUUCUACCGCAAAGAGAUUGAGGUGGACUCGUCGCCGUCGGUGCUGGAGAUUCUGGACACGGCGGGCACGGAGCAGUUCGCGUCCAUGCGGGACCUGUAUAUCAAGAAUGGCCAGGGCUUCAUCCUCGUCUACAGCCUUGUUAACCAGCAGAGCUUCCAGGACAUCAAGCCCAUGCGGGACCAGAUCAUCCGCGUGAAGCGGUACGAGCGCGUGCCCAUGAUCCUGGUGGGCAACAAGGUGGACCUGGAGGGCGAGCGCGAGGUUUCGUUCGGCGAGGGCAAGGCCCUGGCCGAGGAGUGGAGCUGCCCCUUCAUGGAGACAUCGGCCAAAAACAAAGCCUCGGUGGACGAGCUGUUCGCCGAGAUCGUGAGGCAGAUGAACUACGCGGCUCAGCCCAACGGCGACGAGGGCUGCUGCUCGGCCUGCGUGAUCCUCUGAGGCGCCCGCGGCUGCCGCGCGCCGGCCGCGCUCUGCGCACAAAAGCCAAACGCACCCGACUCUUCUAAAUGUGAUUUCUCUUCUUGCUUUGAGAUUGGAGACGACUUUGCAUCAGCCGGGGUGUCCCGGGAGCCCGGCUGGCCGCCGUGGCCGCGUCCCUUGCCUCUGCCCCGUGUCCGAGGGGGUGUCCCGUCAUGACCAUCCGAGACCCGGUGGAAAUGUGGCUCUUUGCAGCAUGUACGUUUCUCAUUGAUUUUGGUUGACGCAUAUUUCCCCAUUGAAGCAGCCGUUGCGGCGCAGUAUGGCAGCUUGACACCGGCAAGCGAAAGUUUCAGCCUGGAAAAAAAAUGGGGUGGGGGAGGAAGAGGAUGGGGAGAAGGUGAAAAAAGGGGAAUUCUUUUUUUUUUCAACAACGUUUUUCUAGUUCCAAGUUUUAAAUACACGGAAGGAAGUCCGGGAGAACCAAAUGAAGGAGCAGGAUGAGAGGAAGAAACUUUUGUUUUUUCCUUGUUUUCCAGGAGUAGCUGGAAAUUAAGAUCGGGUUCCUUUUCUGCCAGCUUGGAAGGGCAACCCCGUGACUGCGAUUCUGAGGAUGUCUAUGCAAAGUUGGAUUCUUGUUACAGUAUAUCCAAUCUGAAGUAUUGCACAUCUGAACUGGGACUGUUAACACUGAUGCCAAUACAGUGUGGGGUGCCAGAAAGUGUCUGCUGAUAUUUGUGGAAAAAAAAAAUCUAUUUUGUUUACCUACUGUAUCAAAGGGGAGUCUGGGGGAGAACGGUAGUAUUUUUUUUUUUUUAAAUCAGCUGUGAAAAAAAAUGUUACAUAUCUGCACAUUUUUGUGUGUACUGUUGUGUGUGUGUUUGUUCGUUUGGUUUUUUAGAUUUAGCUUUUUUGUUCUCAUUGGUUGGCAGUAACAUGGUGUUGAUGACUAGCUCUUUAAAAUACAGUACAAGGACUUCACAAAUGUGAUUCAGGGCCCCCAGCACCCCUGUGUCUGCAGAGUGCCUUCAAAACUCAGCUGUUCCAGCCGGUGCCAACCUGUGAACUUCCCACCAGAUCCCAGAAUCUGCUAUUCCCCCCAAACCACUUCCCAGUUUCCUUUCAGUAAUCUUCCUGAAGGAGCCAGGACAAUAGGGCCUGUUGUUUGGUGAAUUUCUUUUAUUAUUUCCUCUAAAAUGUAAUUUACUUGUCUUGCAAUGGUUUUUUUUUUUUUUUUUUUUUCCUUUUUAAAAUUUUUUGCUUCAUUUUGUUUCAGUGUUCAGGUAUUUAGCUCCCCUUUUAUAUAAUUUUUUUUUAAUAUUUGGUUUUCUGUUAUAGGGUGUUCCUCCACAAGCAAAGAGCAAAAUUUUACUGUUGUGAUGUACUGAGAGAAUUCUAACAAUUUGUAAUUUCUAAUUCCAGACUCACGUUUAAUCAUUGUCUC
Messenger RNA from Balaenoptera ricei (Rice's whale), 1995 nucleotides. RefSeq names its product RAP2B, member of RAS oncogene family (gene RAP2B). The record is from RefSeq and is a predicted model, not a curated record. Gene Ontology annotation, molecular function: GTP binding; GDP binding; GTPase activity. The transcript has a single exon. Gene Ontology annotation, biological process: negative regulation of cell migration; Rap protein signal transduction. NCBI's taxonomy places the organism in Eukaryota, Metazoa, Chordata, Mammalia, Artiodactyla, Balaenopteridae. The coding region runs from base 21 to 572 and encodes 183 amino acids. Gene Ontology annotation, cellular component: plasma membrane.